This is a messenger RNA of Debaryomyces hansenii CBS767, 1026 nucleotides long. RefSeq lists its product as uncharacterized. Lineage: Eukaryota; Fungi; Ascomycota; Pichiomycetes; Serinales; Debaryomycetaceae. Bases 1 to 1026 code for a protein of 341 amino acids. The transcript has a single exon. Gene Ontology annotation, molecular function: phosphoric diester hydrolase activity. Gene Ontology annotation, biological process: lipid metabolic process. The record is from RefSeq and is a predicted model, not a curated record.
AUGAUAAGUGUAUUUAGACCAUUCAGUCUGAAUUACGGGAUUGGAGAUCAAGUAGGCCAAGUUUCAUCAUUUUCACAUACAAUUGAAAAUUUAACCAGAGAUACCGAGAUAAAACCUUUACAUUCACAUAAUGAUUACUGGAGGAAGCAACCAUUAUUUGAUGCAUUAAGUUAUGGAUGCCAAAGUGUUGAAGCCGAUAUAUGGUACUUUCCAGAGAAAUACGAAGUGGAGAGAACGCUUAUUGAAACUACGAAAGAUGGUAAGGAGAAAGAUAAACUAACUACAAGCACGUUUGAAAAUAAUGAAAUCUACGUGGGGCAUAAUCAGGUUUACUUAGAUCCAAGUUUAACAUUAUCAAAAUUGUACCUUGAUCCAUUGUAUCGCUUUUUAAAAUAUUCCAAUCCAGGAUUCAUCUAUAAGGAUAAGAAUCCGGUGACAGAAGACUUCGAUUCGAAACACGGGGUGUUCUACAAUUCCCCAGAAACCCCUUUAUAUUUCUGGUUAGAUUUUAAGACUGAUCCUCAUGAAACAUAUCAGGGUCUAAUGCCAAUAUUACAGCCUUUCAUAGACCAAGGCUUUCUUGCACACUAUGAUACUGUCAAUGAUAAAUUUAUUCCUGGGCCUUUAAUAAUUACGAUAACCGGCAAUUCACCAGUGGAGGAGAUAGAAAAGGAGACCACACGUUAUGUGUUUAUUGACGCCCCAUUAAAGUUGUUUAAGAGUGGAUCUCCACAAGACGAACUUGAAAGAUACUCGAAAUUAUCCAUUAUUGCUAGUGGAUCCAUGCAAGAAUUGAUAGGGCAAGAGAGUUAUACAAGUUCUAAAACUAGAGAUUUGAAUUUCAACGACGAAAAGAAUUUAGAGGAAUACUUUCAAACAGCUCAUAAGUACAACUUAAAGACAAGAAUAUGGGGCGGUAUUACAUGGCCAAAUUAUCUUCGGAACUCCCAUUUAAAAACUUUAUGGAAAUUAGGUUGUGAUCUAUUAAAUGUUGAUAAUCUAAAUGAUGCUAGUGAAGCGUUCUAA